GCAGAAAUUAAUUAUUUCCAAUUCCUUACUUUGGUCGCACACAAUUUGAAAAUUAUUUUUCAUGUCCCAAUCGAGUUGCAGUCUCGUUUCGAUGUUAUUAUUUUGGUCGCGCUAAUGGUUUCCAAGAUGGUCAAGGUACUAAGAGCCCUGACUACCAAGAAACAAAUGAAAAGGACUGGAUAAUCUUUGUUGAAAAGUUGAAGUUUAUUACAAUUUUUAAUGCCUAGAAAUACACCAUCCAAGAUGGAAAGAUUAAAAGAGGAUUUUACAAGACCCGUUCAUUAUAUAAGAAGCUUAAGUAUGGAAGAACUUUCAUCAAUUGCCCGUGAAAUUUAUUCACCCAGAACAAGAGAACCAUUUUACCAAGCAGAUGAAGGCUGCAAAAGAAAAUUUCUUGACAGUUUUAUGAGUCUGAGUUUAAAAAAUCCAGAAAGUGCAACCCUGAAAAAUUGUUAUCAUAGCUGGCCAAAAGCAAGUUUUAGGAAGAAAAAAUAUAGAAGAAAUUCAUGCAAAGACAAUGGAAAUGAGAGCCUUAUGCCAGCAAAUUUGGUGAUUAAUGGGCAAGCACAGAAACGGGAACAUCUAGGGAGUGAUCUGGUUUAUAGCAAAACAGCUGGGAAGGUUUGUGCUAAUCAGGAAAGUUGUCAGUUUACAGCAAGUCCAUUUUAUGAUACUCAAAGCAAAGGGAAUGAUUCUGUUUCUAGAAUCCAACAAGACUGGCCAAUUUUGAACAAAAAAGGAAUUAAAUCAGUUGUUGUAAAUAGUGAAAGUUUUGAAAUACGUAAUCUUGAAGCUGCUGUUUCGAUCAAAGCAAAAAAUAAUUUGAUGCGCAGAUAUGACAUCCCUAGAGAACUAAAGAGUUUGCCAAAAGUGGAAGAAAGUAAACAAGAUUUGUCUAGUAGCUGUGAUAAUCAGAGUGCUAGUCAAAUUUUGUUAUUUGUAGAAAAGGAUGAGGAUGACAACAAAGAAUUACAUUUAGAUUUGAGAGAAAGCAGGAAAUUUGAACCUGGUGCUUUAAGAGACUCUCCUUGGGAAGCAGAUGCAGGUUGUAUUUCAAAAAGAAGUAGUAGUUUACAGUGCAAGCAAGAAAAUAAAAAAGAGAGGCAGAUUGGUAAACAGAAAGUGAAAGUUGAAAUAUCAAGAAGUGAUGUAAACUCUGGAUGUAAAAACUUAGAGAGACAUCAACUUAUAUCAAGUUCAAAAGAGAAUGAGCCAGAUAUUUCUCAAUGUAGUCAUCGUAUACAUCAUUAUUUUGAAGAUGAAGGCAGUGAAAGUUCUGAUUCAGGUGUUGGAAAUGUGAGAUAUGACAUUUUGACAAAGAAUUGGAAUGAGCAAAAUGUGAGUGGACCCCUGUUCAAAAAGAGAUCAGAGAUAUUAAAGCAUUGGUACUUGCAAUUUGAUGAUGAGCAAAGAAAUAUCACUUUAAAAAUGCUCUUGAGUAACAGUGGCUUGGCACAAAUGCAUAUGCUUUCAGAAAUAAUGGCACCAAUUUUACAUAAAGACUGUCCACCAAAUUGUCAAGAUCUGUUGACAUGGCUACCAGCUGCUGUUAUUUAUCAUAUCUUGAAGUACCUGGAUCCAGUAAGUUUGGCAAGAGCAAGUCAAGUUAACAGAGCAUGGCUGGGUUAUUGUUCUGAUGAGCGGUUAUGGCAAACAUUUUGCAUCUAUCCUGACAUGCAACUCUCACCUACUAGAGAAAGGGAGCAGACAAUUAAGUAUACAAAAACAACGGGUGAAGUACAGUGGAAAAAGGUUUUCAAAGAACGAUACUGUCUACGACGCAACUGGCUGAAUGCGAAAUGCAAGAUCAGAACAUUUCACGGCCAUACUCAAGGUGUUUCAUGUGUUCAGUUUGAUGAGACAAUAAUAGUCAGUGGGUCAUCAGACAAAACUAUCAAGGUAUGGGAUAUCAGCUGCCUGAGAACGUAUCCAAUUUUGACUUUGGUAGGCCACUCUGGUACAGUCCGUUGUUUACAUUUAAAUGGCAACCAACUCGUCAGUGGUUCAGCAGAUACUACCAUCAAGGUCUGGGAUCUUGUGGUUGGUUGUGACUGGAGUAGUGCCGCAUGCAAAGUCACCAUGGUUGGCCAUUCUGAUACCGUUCGCUGUCUGCAGGUUUACCAAAAUAAAGUAGUUAGUGGUUCUUACGACAAAACUCUGAAGAUGUGGGACAUUAAAACCGGAGACUGUAAGGUUACUUUCAGGGGGCACUGUGCUGCAGUUUUAUGCGUUCAAUUUGAUGACGAAAAAAUUGUUUCUGGUUCAGCUGACAGAACCAUUAAGGUAUGGAAUAUCAAAGCUGGAACAUGUCUUACAACCUUAGAAGGCCACAGUGAUGCAGUCACCUGUCUUCAGUUCAAUUUUCAUCGGAUAUUUAGUGGAUCACUUGAUUGCACCUUGAAAUUUUGGGACCUCUGCAACGGCCAGUGCAUAGGAACGAUUGACUGGAUACGUUCAGAAGGUCAUACCAGAGUCGUCAGAUGCCUUCAGGCUGAUAAUUGGAAAAUAGUGAGUGCUGGCGACGACAAAACCUUGAAGAUAUGGAGUUUAGAAACUGGGAAAAGAUUUGUCACGCUACGAAAUCACUCUGAUGGUGUGACUUGCUUGCAAUUCAAUGACCAUAUGAUUGUUUCUGGUUCGUAUGACAAAACUGUCAAGUUAUGGGAUUUUUCACCUAAUAUUGAAGAUAGCUAAUUUAUAUGUGACAGUCAUUCUUGAUGCUUUUAUCCAAAUUAUACGAUUACAAACAAAUCCGAUUUUGAAAAUAUGGUCCAAUGACGCAAA
Rhopilema esculentum is the source of this 2784-nucleotide messenger RNA. RefSeq lists its product as uncharacterized. The record is from RefSeq and is a predicted model, not a curated record. Gene Ontology annotation, molecular function: ubiquitin binding. Gene Ontology annotation, biological process: proteasome-mediated ubiquitin-dependent protein catabolic process; ubiquitin recycling. Gene Ontology annotation, cellular component: cytoplasm; nucleus. Lineage: Eukaryota; Metazoa; Cnidaria; Scyphozoa; Rhizostomeae; Rhizostomatidae.